CGGAACUGCCGAGUCGACGGCGCGUCAUAGACUUGUAGAAAUCCAAUGUGGUACGCACCCACUGCCACUGGUGUGUAAACCGGCCAGUCAGCAAGUUUUCUGCUGCAAUACUUGAUAGAGUAUUUUAUCGCAAUCGCUAAUAUUUAUCGGAUACACUCUUUAGCUCGUAGCGCGACAACCCUAACUCUUUUUAACCAAAAAUUGUGCGCCAUAUGCAUGUUGCAAAUCCUGACCUAUAGUGCAUAUUCUAGUGUGAAUUCCUGCUUAUAAUAUCCCUUUUUGUUUGUGUUGCAUCUUGCUUCUUGUAUUGUAAACCGAUCAUUCCAUGGGGCCCAAAUCGAAAUCCAAGGGAGAGAAAUGCGCAGGCUGCGGAACGAAAAUCGAUGGAAAAGAGCCUGUUGUGGAGGCGAUGAACAAGAAAUAUCAUAAGAACUGCUUCGUCUGCGUCAACUGUCAGAAGCCGGUGGAGAAAGAUUUCCACCCGGUCAACGGAGCGCCCUGGUGUGCGGAGUGUUUUCGGGAAAAGCAUGCGCCGCGCUGUGCCGACUGCGGUGAACCCAUAUCGGAGACGAUCGUUAAGACUGACGAUGGGAGGACAUUUCACGAGGCCUGCUCCAAGAAGCUCAGUCAAGGCACCUGCGAUGGAUGCAAAUCAAUGAUUGCCUAUGAGGAGCCAAUUGUUGAGGCUCUGGGCCAGCGAUUCCAUCGCGACUGCUUUCGCUGUGCGAGCUGUGGCGGCGCAGUGCCGGAGAAGUUCCAUGCGGAGAACGGACGACCGUGGUGCGAUAACUGCUACAACGAGAACUUGGAGCGCAAAUCGCCGGUAUGUGAUGGAUGCAGCAAACCGAUCACCAAAGGCACACGCCUGGAACUGGCCGGUCGCUCGUACCAUGAAGACUGCUUCAGCACGGCCGGAUGGAGCUCGUGUGACGGUUGCGGCAAAACGGUGCUCUUCACUGAGCCGUGCGUCAGAGUGACAGCGCUGAAUCGUUACUGGCAUUUGGGUUGUCUAAAUUGUAACGAAUGCAACACCAACAUCCAGAGUCCGUUUUACUGGCGCAAAGAACAAGCCUGCUGUGAUGCCUGCUACCUGGGCCACAUUGCACCGAAAUGCCAGGGCUGUGCACAACCGAUUCCCAAUCAACAGGUUAAAGCGCUAAACGCCUUCUGGCAUCCGGAAUGCUUCGUCUGCGCCGUUUGCCAUGAAAUGCUGCAUCGCAUGGGCCGUGAAUAUUUCAAUGUCCAGGGCCAGCCGUAUUGCAAGCACGACGUGGAGGCGGCGGGGAUACCGGUUGUCAAUUGAAACUAAUAUAAACUUAUGAUGUAACGCUUUUCUUUCUGUGUACUUAAAUAUAGAGGCUAUGACGGUUAUAUAAAUUAUAUUUUGUAGUCAGCUGCUAAAAUUAGAGACAACUGUAUUUCUGUUGUACGUUAAAGUAAAUAAGCGAGAUAUCGGCAUCAUGUAUACUGCCAUGUUUAUUCGCUUAUCCAGCUGAAAUCUGUAUAUACAAUACUUACAUAUUAUAAGCGGAUAUACGUUUUUCGAUGGCAUAUGUCAUAUUGUUUGCAUUUACGUUUGCAUUUGCAUUUACAGACAUAUACCACUUUUUUUAUAGAAUUUGGCUGGUUGUAUCGGUAUAUGGAUAAUAUGAAUAGUUUUGUUGCAGCGAUUGAAAUGCCUUUCUGACUAUAUCGCAUUAAAACUAUUGUCACUAGAAUAUUAAA
Messenger RNA from Paramacrobiotus metropolitanus, 1725 nucleotides. RefSeq names its product four and a half LIM domains protein 3-like. Lineage: Eukaryota; Metazoa; Tardigrada; Eutardigrada; Parachela; Macrobiotidae. The transcript is spliced from 5 exons. The record is from RefSeq and is a predicted model, not a curated record. Gene Ontology annotation, cellular component: nucleus; Z disc. Gene Ontology annotation, molecular function: transcription coregulator activity. Bases 326 to 1303 code for a protein of 325 amino acids.